Messenger RNA from Emericellopsis atlantica, 2023 nucleotides. RefSeq names its product amidase signature domain-containing protein. The coding region runs from base 170 to 1855 and encodes 561 amino acids. The transcript has 3 exons. The record is from RefSeq and is a predicted model, not a curated record. NCBI's taxonomy places the organism in Eukaryota, Fungi, Ascomycota, Sordariomycetes, Hypocreales, Bionectriaceae.
CACGGCAAGCUGCAGCUCAGUCGAUCUAUCUCUUAGUCAACGCUUAAAGCCAGCCAGCCCGCCCGUCCGUCCCCAUCCCUUAUCUAGUCCUCGGCGUCUAGAUCCUCUUCCUCCCAAGCAUCCCCUCAGCUCUGUUCGUCCGAACCCCGCGAGGACACACACAGACACCAUGUUCUUCUUGGAUUAUCUCAACCAUCGGCGCGACUGCCAGUUCAAGCAGAAUGAGCGCGUCGCUCGCCUCCGUGGCCUCCCCUCGUGCUACCACGCCGCCUUCUCCCCUCUCGACCGCGACAUCGUCACCAAGCCUAUCCAAUCGCUCGUCGAAGAUGUCCACAACGACCCCUCCAAGGCUACGCAGAUCCUGCGCACCUAUGGUAAAGUGGCCGUCAAAGCGCACGAAAAGACCAACUGUGUGACGGAAGUCAUGAUCGAGCCUGCCGAGGGCUGGCUCAAGGACGGCAGCGUCAAUCUCAAGGGGCCCCUGGCCGGCAUUCCGAUCAGCCUGAAGGAUUCCCUCGAGGUGGCCGGGUUCGACACCACGGUGGGUAUCAGCAGCCUGACCGGCAACGCCCAAAAGACCGACGGACCGCAUGUGAAGCUCCUAAAAGAUGCGGGCGCCGUGCCCUAUGUCAAGACGAACAUCCCCAUCACGCUCCUCAGCUUCGAGUCGACCAACGAAGUCUGGGGCCAGUGCACAAACCCCUACAACGAAAAGUACACACCGGGUGGCUCGACAGGUGGCGAGGGUGCGCUGCUCGCCCUGGGUGGUCGACUGGGUGUCGGCAGCGAUGUGGCGGGCAGCGUGCGUGUCCCCGCGCACUGGAGCGGCAUCUACUCUCUUCGCUGCUCGACAGGACGAUGGCCCAAGAGUGGUGCUCUCACACCGAUGCCGGGGCAAGACGGCGUGCCUUCGGUCCUGAGCCCAAUGACCCGAACACUCAACGAUCUAGUGUACUUUACUCGGUCGAUUGUGCAAAUGGAGCCGUGGAAAUACUGCUACACGUGCCACCCGCUUGCCUGGCGAUCAGAUGUUGAGAAGGCGUACAAGGAGAAGAAGGUGCUCAAGGUGGGCAUCAUGAGGACGGACAAUGUCGUCGAUCCUUCACCGGCAUGUCAGCGGGCCCUGGAGAUGACAGAGGCUGCCUUGAGGCGGGCAGGGCACGAAAUCAAGGAAAUUUCACCUCCCGAUCCGUACGAAGGUCUCCAGGCUGCCUCUAUCCUGCUGAACAACGACGGCGUGAGGACGGCGACUGACUGCAUGCGCUGGGGCGAGUGGAACGACAAGGGCGUCGCGCAGAUGCUAUUCUACAUGAGGCUGCCCCGUCCGAUCAAGUACCUGCACUACCUGUGGGUCAAGUACGUCCGGCGGGAUCCCGUCUGGGCGGGCUUGCUGCGAGACUGGCAUCCCAAGAGUGCCUACGAGGUCUGGGGGCUGAACGCGAGACGUGAGGCGUACAAGCGCAGGUGGUUCGAGUGGUGGAAUGCAGUGGGUGUGGACUUUAUCAUCGCGCCACCAAAUGCCACGCCAGCAGUACCGCACGGCGGUAUGCAUGAUGCCGUGAGCAGCUGUGGAUAUACCUUCUUGUUCAACCUGCUUGACUAUACCGCCGGAAUCAUCCCUGUCACCCACGUUGAUCGGGUGAAGGAUGCCUUGAGCCCUCACUUCAACAUCAAGAAGCUGAACGGUGUGGCACAAGGAGCAUACAAGCUGUAUGAUGCGGAUGCGAUGCACGGGCUGCCGGUGGGUGUGCAGGUAAUUGGUCGGAGACUGGAGGAGGAGAAGGUGCUGGCUUGUAUGGAGAGGGUAGAAGAGGCCUUGGGAGAUGAGAAGUUCAGACUGUUGGAGCUAGAUUGAGCUGUUGGUCCUAGUGGCGCGCAACCUGGAUACUACCACAGGUAGAAGCGCCUGACACCGAGCAAAUGAUGACAUGUGAAUUUCGUUACAGAGUCGUUGAAGAGGCUGACUUCUGUUGACUGAACGAUCGGCACAUUUUGCAGAGGCCUAUACUUAUUGUACUGCCGA